CGCCCAUCCCCGGGAUCCGCUAGGCUCGCUGCGGACGAUUUUGCUCACGGACCUCAACUUCGGACAUGGCGAACCAGGUGAUCAGAUGCAAGGCUGCAGUGGCCUGGGAGGCCGGAAAGCCCCUCUCCAUAGAGGAGGUGGAAGUGGCCCCUCCAAAGGCUCAUGAAGUUCGAAUUAAGAUCAUUGCCACCGCCGUCUGCCACACUGAUGCCUAUACCCUGAGCGGAGCUGAUCCUGAGGGGUGCUUCCCAGUGAUCUUGGGACAUGAAGGUGCUGGAAUCGUGGAAAGUGUCGGUGAAGGGGUGACUAAGGUGAAGGCAGGUGAUACCGUCAUCCCUCUUUACAUCCCGCAGUGUGGAGAAUGCAAAUUUUGUCUGAAUCCUAAAACAAACCUUUGCCAGAAGAUAAGAAUCACUCAGGGGAAAGGGUUAAUGCCCGAUGGCACUACCAGAUUCACCUGCAAAGGAAAGCCUCUUUUCCACUUCAUGGGAACCAGCACAUUUUCAGAGUACACAGUUGUGGCUGACAUCUCCGUUGCUAAAAUUGACCCUUCGGCACCUUUGGAUAAAGUCUGCCUUCUCGGCUGUGGUGUUUCAACCGGCUACGGUGCUGCUGUGAACACUGCCAAGGUGGAGCCUGGUUCUACCUGUGCCAUCUUUGGCUUGGGAGGAGUCGGAUUGGCAGUGAUCAUGGGCUGUAAAGUGGCUGGUGCAUCCCGGAUCAUUGGUAUCGACAUCAAUAAAGAUAAAUUCGCAAAGGCCAAGGAAUUUGGAGCCUCCGAAUGUAUUAAUCCCCAAGAUUUCAAGAAACCCAUCCAGGAAGUGCUCAUUGAGAUGACAGAUGGGGGAGUAGACUUCUCCUUUGAGUGUAUUGGCAAUGUGAAGGUCAUGAGAGCAGCCCUUGAGGCAACCCACAAAGGCUGGGGAGUCAGUGUGGUGGUCGGCGUAGCUGCUUCGGGUGAAGAAAUCUCCACUCGACCAUUCCAGCUGGUGACAGGACGCACGUGGAAAGGCACUGCCUUUGGAGGAUGGAAGAGUGUGGAGAGUGUCCCAAAGCUGGUGUCUGAAUAUAUGUCCAAAAAGAUAAAAGUUGAUGAAUUUGUGACUAACAAUCUGCCCUUCGACCAAGUUAACAAAGCCUUAGACCUGAUGCACUCAGGGGAAAGCAUUCGAACUGUUCUAAAGAUGUGAGUUCAGAAGAGAACAUCCUGUGCUUUCUUUCUCCUGUGAUUGGAUAAGAACAGACUGACAGAUCUGCUAGCCCUUGAGAUGUCACAAACUACUAAAGAAAUGUGUGUAAUCAUGGCUCUAAUCAAGGACGAGGCAAAUAGUCACAAACAAGUCACUUUUUUGAACUCUCCACAUAAAUAAUUGCGGCUCAUCAAGAAAUAUUUUAGCAUAAUAAAAAUGCUUUCUGCA
Phodopus roborovskii (desert hamster) is the source of this 1418-nucleotide messenger RNA. It is a transcript of the gene Adh5, whose product is annotated as alcohol dehydrogenase 5 (class III), chi polypeptide. The transcript is spliced from 9 exons. Lineage: Eukaryota; Metazoa; Chordata; Mammalia; Rodentia; Cricetidae. The coding region runs from base 66 to 1190 and encodes 374 amino acids. Gene Ontology annotation, molecular function: zinc ion binding; S-(hydroxymethyl)glutathione dehydrogenase [NAD(P)+] activity. Gene Ontology annotation, biological process: formaldehyde catabolic process. The record is from RefSeq and is a predicted model, not a curated record. Gene Ontology annotation, cellular component: cytosol.